Molecule: messenger RNA, 741 nt
Organism: Aspergillus melleus
Lineage: Eukaryota; Fungi; Ascomycota; Eurotiomycetes; Eurotiales; Aspergillaceae
Exons: 3
Coding region: 1-741 (246 amino acids)
Molecular function (GO): oxidoreductase activity, acting on the CH-OH group of donors, NAD or NADP as acceptor
Source: RefSeq, a predicted model, not a curated record
AUGGCUCCCACUGUUGCAUUUAUUACCGGUGCCAACCGAGGACUGGGCUUCGGCCUAGUCAAGAACUUCGUGGCCAAUCCAAACUACCUCGUGGUGGCCGCAGUUCGUGACCCUGCACACCCAACUGCCCAAGAGCUCACCAAGCUCCCCACCGGCGAGGGCAGCAGCGUUAUCGUCGUCAAGUAUGACGCUGGCGUCGAGCAAUCGGCCUUUGAUGCCGUCAAGGAGGCUACCGACAAGGGCGUCGACCACUUCGACUACGUCGUUGCCAAUGCUGGUAUCGCCAAGGUGUACCCUCUUGUUAAGGAUGUCAAGCGCGCCGACCUCGUCGAGCACAUCGAAGUCAAUGUUCUGAGCGUGGUUUCGCUCUACCAGGCUACUCGCUCGCUGCUGGAGAAGUCGACCAUCAAGCCCGUCUAUGCUAUUAUGGGAUCGGGUGGUGGUGCUCUUGGCCGUCAACCUCCUAUUCCCAGCGCUGUCUACGGUGCCUCCAAGUCCAUGCUCCCCUGGUACGGCAUCCGAAUCAACGCCGAGGACGAAUGGCUCAAUGCCUUUGUCAUUGACCCCGGCUGGGUUCAGACCGACAUGGGCAACGGCGCUGCGCAAGGCUGGGGACUGGAGUCUGCGCCGGACACGAUCGAGAAGUCGACCACUGGUAUCAUUGAUGUCAUUACGAAGGGAACGAAGGAGAAGUACGGUGGCAAGGUUGUGCUUUACGAUGGCGAGGUUCAGGCUUGGUAA